GCGAGGAGGAUCAGAAGAGGAAGAAGAGGAGGAGGAGGAGGAGGGAGGCCAGGCUGCUUUUGCCCCUCAGGGGCUUCUGCGGCCACCCAGCUCUUCUUCCGACCGGAGGGGCUGCCGGAUGGCAGGAAGGGUCCAGGAAGGCAGCAGGAUGAUGGAGGAUUGCCAGCCCCCAGCAUCCACCAAAGCAGGAAGUGCAGAAGAGGAAGAGGAAUUGCCUGGCUGUGAGAUGGAGGAAGGUGUGGAGCCCUGGGAGCCUGCUGGGAAGAGAGAAGUGACCAUCUCAGGGCCACCUGCUCCAGGUGGUGAAGAGGAUGCUGACUGGACGACCUCCCUUCCUCCUCCUCUUCUUCAGGGCCCUUCGGAGCCACCCAGGGCCUGGCGAGGUCUGUGCACCUGGCAGUGCUGGCGCCAGCAGGUUUUGGAGCACCUCAAAGAGGAGCAGGUGGCUGAGAGCCACUUGCGGAUCGCUCAGGUGACGUUUGAGGACGUGGCUGUCUAUUUCUCGCCGCAGGAGUGGACAGAGCUGACUGCUUGGCAGAAGGGCCUCUACUGGGAAGUGAUGAAGGGAAACCACGAACUCGUGGCCUCACUGGUGCCAACCCAGGGGCUCAAAUCAGAUGUCCUGCAACGGAUAGAACGAGGAGAGGCCCCUCCUUCUGAGAAACCUCCGGAAGAGAAGUUGGAAGAGACAGCUGCUGCCCUCAACUCUGCUUCUGGGGCCAAUUCACCAGUGGAGGCAAGAAGGAAACCAGGAGUUGAGCGGCUCUGUAGCAAGAUUCAGCCAGAGAAAAGAGGAAGAGAAGCCCUGGGAACCCCCAGUCCUGCAGAGGCCCAGCCCUGCAUCAAACUGGAAGAGAAGCCAGGGGCUGAUCACACGCACGACUGCAGGGACUGUGGCCUGAGCUUCUCCCAGCGGGAAGCCCUCAUCUCCCAUGUCCUCCGCAUCCACUUUGGAGAGCAAGCCCUGCCCUUCCUGCAGUGUGAGAAAUCCUUUGGGGGUCCCAGCAGCCUUGUGGCCCACCAGAAUGCUCAUCAUCCGGAGCAGGCCUUCACCUGCAUUGAUUGCCAGAGCCGCUUUGUCUACAAGAAGGAGGAGGCUGGCCAGAUCCAGGCGCAGCUGGCCCUGGGGAAACUCUUCAAGUGCUUCAACUGCAGGUGCAAGAUGGCCCUUGCUGUGGACCAGAAGCCAGACCUGCUGCUAGAUGGGACAGUCACCUUUGGGCAGCCGGAUGCCCUGUACUACAGCCGUCAGAAGGCCAUGGAGCAGGUCCGCCAGCGGGCAGCUCACUGGACCAUUUCGGAGACCAAAGCCUUCGUGGAGCUCUGGGGGGAUGACCGCGUCCAGACUGCCCUUUAUGACAACUACCGGAAUGAGGUGCAGUACAAGCGCCUGUCGGAUAAGAUGCGGAAAAUGGGCUUCCACCGUAACCUGGAGCAGUGCCGGCAGCGAGCCAAAGACCUGAGGCGUGGCUUCAAGGAGAUCAAGGAUGGCAACCUCCAUUCCAACCGAGCCCGCCAGACCAUGCCCUUUUUCGCCCUCCUGGACCGGUUCCUGAUGAUGAGCCGGGGCCUGGUCAUCCCUAAGGCGUGUGUCAACAGGGCCAAGCAGAAGGGGCGGAAGAGCAGAGGCCGGAGGGAGGAAUCCCCUGCCCAGCAGCCCUUCAUGCUCCCACUACCUCCCAAGGGGAUCGGUUUGCACCAGCUGCGUUGCCCGGAUGGGAGGCCCUACAUGGAUGCGCUGGGGCUCCCCAGUUACCCAAUGCAGAAGCACAUCCAAAACCAUCACAGCCAGGCUGUGGGCCUUCCUGACUAUCAGCUGCAACUGCCUGAUCUGGACUCUUCUAUCCAUGAGAUGGAGAUUCCCGGCUAUCAGCUGCAAAGGCAGGACGAAGAUCCCCCCACUCAUCACGCCUUGGGGAUGGCCGACUUCCCCUUGCGGCUCCAAGACCAGGAUUCCUCACUCAGUGUUGAAUCCUGCCAGGUCCCCAGUCACAGCCAGCACCAGGAUAUAGCACUAACCCCCAUCAAUGGCCUGACAGCCAGCAGCAACCUCUGGAUGGAAAUCACCGGUGCCACCCCUGCAGAGCGGUUCACCAAUGCAGCAGCCCAGGGCAGCCUGCAAACUUGGCAUCCAGGGAAGGCCCCAAGUUCAUCGGCAAAACGGAUGCGUGAUCUCCGACUGCGCCGCAGAAGGCAGCGUGCCGCCAUGGCACGUGUCUUGCUGGGGGCUAACUACCGCCCAAAUGACCGGACAGUUUGGAGCAAGACACAAAAAACGGACUGGUGGGACAACCUGGUUGCCGGUCGGCUUGACAGCAGGGAAUGGAUCCGCUGUUUCCGCAUGUCCCGCGAGGCCGUGCUAGAUCUGGUGGAGAAGCUGCGCCCAGUGCUGCAGCGCGAGGACACCAACAUGCGCGCUGCUAUCCCUGUGGACAAACGUGUUGCACUCACCCUCUGGAAGCUUGCCACCUCGGACAGCUACCGCUCAGUUGCCAACCAAUUUGGUGUCGGUGUGUCGACUGCCUCGGUCAUUGUCAUGGAAGUGUGUGAAGCCAUUCACGAUGUGCUGCUGAAGCACGUUGUCCAGCUUGGUGACGCACAUGCUGUCAUGGGUGGCUUUGAGAGGGUCGGCUUCCCAAACUGCAUUGGAGUGGUGGACGAAACCCACAUUCCCAUCCUGUGCUCCCCACAUGGUGCUUCUGCCUACAUCAAUGGGAAGGGCUUGGUCUCCAUGGUUCUGCAGGCCCUGGUGGACAGUGCAGGGCGGUUCAUGGAUGUGUACGCCGGGUGGUCCGGGGGGUUGCAGGAUUCUGGGCUGCCAUGGGGCUCCCCUCUCUUUGAGCGAAUGGAGAAAGGCACCUUUGGUCCCCAGACCACCACUGAGAUAGAAGGGGUCACCAUGAGCCCCAUCUUGCUGGGGGGUCCCGCUUGCCCCCUGAGGCCAUGGCUCAUGAAGCCCUACGCCAAUGUCUCCAGUGGGGCUCGAGAACACUUCAAUGCACUCCUGAGGAAGUGCCACACGGCCGUGACCUACGCCUUUGAAAGGCUGAAGGGACGCUGGCGGUGUCUCCUCAAGCGGCUGGAUGUGGCAGAGAAGAAUGUCCCUCUGGUCAUCAUCGCUUGCUGCAUCCUCCACAAUAUUUGCGAGAGCAGACAUGAGGCCAUGCAGGACGGCUGGGAGGAAGGGAUGGACUACGCCGAUCUGCCCUCCGCGGCCUCAGAGAGCCACACGGGCAACUUCUCCGACGCGGAAGAGACGGGCGAGGCCCACAAUGUCCGGGAGGCCUACUGUGCCUUCUUUGAGAAGAGGCAGCAGCGAGAGGAAGAGCUGUGACAGGGAGGGAGGGAGGGGGCUGUGUGUGUGUUUGUAUGUGAGUGUAUUUGUGUGUGAGUGAGAUAACACACCUUUUCCCACCCAACACUGAUGUCACUAAGGAGCGGGAGGGAUGGGUAGGGGAGAGGGCUAACUCAGGUUGCAAUCCCUUUCUGUGGCGUUGCUACUUCACACGGAAAAAGGACAGCAUCCACACCUCAGUGAAGUACACCUUUCUAACCGGUUGCACUGUUUGACCUUUUAUAUAAACCUUUUAUAAAAUGUGCAUAGUUUGGAAGUAGCACGUUUUCAUUCCGAACCUCAAUAAAUCCUUUUCUUCUUGAAA
This is a messenger RNA of Sceloporus undulatus (fence lizard), 3659 nucleotides long. RefSeq lists its product as uncharacterized. Gene Ontology annotation, biological process: regulation of DNA-templated transcription. The transcript is spliced from 10 exons. NCBI's taxonomy places the organism in Eukaryota, Metazoa, Chordata, Lepidosauria, Squamata, Phrynosomatidae. The record is from RefSeq and is a predicted model, not a curated record. Bases 119 to 3334 code for a protein of 1071 amino acids.